Molecule: messenger RNA, 860 nt
Organism: Cicer arietinum (chickpea)
Lineage: Eukaryota; Viridiplantae; Streptophyta; Magnoliopsida; Fabales; Fabaceae
Source: RefSeq, a predicted model, not a curated record
UCUUCUAAAGGAGAGCAAAGCGUGGCUACCUGUGUUUCUCUCAAUUUUCUUUGACCUCACAAGUCAUUGUACUAUCAAACUAACGUCACUUCCCGAGAUGGCCAAAAAGCGAAUAUCAGUUUCUAGGGUUUCCGAUUCCCCCGUCGUUCGUCGAACAAAGGAAGCUGCCUCCGACGCUGUCUUCGUAACGAAAAAGCUUCUCCGUAGCACCGGCAAGGCUGCCUGGAUCGCCGGAACAAGUUUUCUUAUACUUGUUGUCCCUCUCAUCAUAGCCAUGGACCGUGAGCAGCAGAUCAAUGAGCUUGAAUCUCAACAGGCUAACAUCCUUGGAACUCCUUCUCCUCACUCACUUACCCUUCCGAACUAAACCCUCUCCACUUUGAGGUUUAUUUUUAUCUUUUUUUAAUUUCAUUUUUGAAAUUUUGACAUUGUAGGUUUUGAUUUUGUGUUGGUACUAUGGAUUUAUAAAUUUGUUUGAAUUUAAUUUGCAUUAUGAUUAUAUGGUUAUAAUGCGAUUUGGUGAACAUGGAAUUGUUGGUUGUUUCUGUUAGUUUUUAUACGAUUUUUGGAGUUGUUGUUUCAAAGCCUGAUGAGGUUGGGGAUUUUAUUGUGUUUGCUAGGGUUUUAGAUAAAGGUCUGUGAUUUCAAUUUGGGCUAUGGCAUAAUGGUUUUUGAUUUGCUGAAAGCCUGAAACUGCAAUGCCACCAUGAUUGAAGCUGUAUCGACUGCAUUUGAAUGUAACUCUCUGCAUUAUUAAGUAUUCUGUACUGUUACGGCAGCCACUAUUUAAAAUCCUAGUGCCUAUCUAUUAACUGUUUGUGUUGGAAAUGAGAGUUUUGGAUUAUUCUUUUGGAUUCAAA